Molecule: messenger RNA, 848 nt
Organism: Aedes albopictus (Asian tiger mosquito)
Lineage: Eukaryota; Metazoa; Arthropoda; Insecta; Diptera; Culicidae
Gene: Dpm1
Product: dolichol-phosphate mannosyltransferase subunit 1
Exons: 3
Coding region: 112-831 (239 amino acids)
Biological process (GO): dolichol-linked oligosaccharide biosynthetic process; protein O-linked glycosylation via mannose; GPI anchor biosynthetic process
Cellular component (GO): endoplasmic reticulum membrane
Molecular function (GO): dolichyl-phosphate beta-D-mannosyltransferase activity
Source: RefSeq, a predicted model, not a curated record
CGUGGACCCGUUUUGCGUCGGCUUUCCGAAAACAAAACCGGAUUGCGACUAAACGGAAGCGCUUGUGAUCAAAGUGAAGUUCUCCAGUAGAAAUCGUGAUACGAUCCCACCAUGACUGCCAAUAAAUAUUCCAUACUGCUUCCAACGUACAAUGAAAGGGAAAAUCUUCCCAUCAUCAUCUGGUUGAUUGUGAAGUACAUGCAAGAAGCGAACAUCGAUUACGAAGUAAUCGUCAUCGACGACGGUAGCCCAGAUGGAACUCUGGAUGUCGCGAAAGAGCUUCAAAAGAUAUACGGAGAAAAUCGAAUCCUACUGCGACCGCGAGCGGCCAAACUGGGUCUCGGAACGGCCUACAUCCACGGAAUUGAACAUGCAAACGGGAAUUUCAUCAUCAUUAUGGAUGCUGACCUGAGCCAUCACCCCAAAUUCAUUCCGCAGUUCAUUGCCCUCCAGCAGUCGGGCAAGUACGACGUCGUUUCCGGGACUCGCUACCAGGGAGACGGUGGUGUCUACGGGUGGGACUUCAAGCGGAAGCUCAUCUCCCGGGGAGCAAACUUCCUGUCGCAGCUGUUGCUCCGGCCGAACGCCUCGGAUUUGACCGGAUCAUUCCGGUUGUACAAGAAGGAUGUGCUCAAAGAGCUCAUCUCCCGCUGCAAGUCCAAGGGCUACGUCUUCCAGAUGGAGAUGAUUGUUCGGGCCCGGCAGUUGAACUACACCGUUGGCGAGGUGCCGAUUUCCUUCGUGGAUCGUGUCUACGGUCAGUCCAAGCUGGGAGGGUCGGAGAUCGUUCAGUUCGCCAAGAAUUUGCUGUAUCUGUUUGCUACCACAUAAUAUAUUGAACAAAUAUG